AGACAAGGUUGAGGUGUGCUUUGGAACAUCCCUCAAGUAACAUCUCUGUCUGCUGGGGAGGUAGGAGAGGAACAGCACACAGACAGUGGCCAGAGUAGCAUUCUUCCUACAAACCUUUCUUGUUGCUGUUGUCCAGACUGAAUAUGGCCUGGAGUCUAGAGGACUGUGGACUUGAACCAGUUGGGCAUUUCUUAUCUCCCUAGCUUUCCCUUCAGCAUUAUUUUUUAAGGACAGUGUUGUAACAGCUGAGAUGCGUGGAGGAACUGAGAGUUGCAGCACGUUUUCAUUCUUAACCUGUAUUUCAGAGACCAACCAAUGAGAGAUGGGGUCUUUGUAAAGCCUGGUUUAGUCCUCAAAACAUAGCAUGCACCUGUCAAAACAGAGAUGCUAACAUCCCAUUCAGUUAGGGAAGGCUUCACUGACCCAAGGCAUCCCUUCAUAACCACAUUAUUGCCUGCUGGAGACUCCUACAGAACAGAACGGACAGGAAGCAAAGAUGAUCUCCUUCAAGCAACUGCCCCUUGAAGCAAAGGCUGCAGUGGCUGCAGGAGUGGUUUUCUUCUCCAUGAUGUUAUCACGGAGUUAUCUGGCAGAACAGCUGGAGCCCAGGACGCGGCAUUGGCUUCUGAGGCUGCAGAUGGCACUGUUUGCUAACAUGCUGAUGUUGAUAGGAUCUCUUCAUGUUUGGAAAAGCACAGUCACCAUGUUUUCCAGGUCUUCAGCUGUCACCUCCUUCUUUUUUGUUCCGUGGAAAAUAGCUGUGUUCAUGUUUCUAGCUUUGGCUCACUCGAGUUUCUUUACGUUGCUAUUUCUUGUUGCAGAAGAGCCCUAUUUCUUUUCUUUAGCUGCCUACACUUGCCUGGGGGCCUAUAUUAUUCUUAUCUUCUUCCUGUUUGCUCUAGGCUCAGUAGAACAGGCUUACAGGUUCUUUGCUGGGAGAGGUGUUAAGGCAAACAGUGGUGGUAAAAGCAGCAGAACAGCAAUGAAGCCGGUUUUGGCAGUCAUUCUGACUGCUGUACUGACUGUCAUGGGGCUGCUAAAUGCUUCCCAGCCUCCUACUGUGAAUAGAGUGGAGAUUCCAGUUCACAAACUGCCCUCAACAAUGAACAACUUAAAAGUGGUCUUGCUUUCAGAUAUCCAUUUGGGGCCUACGGUUGGGAAGACCAAGCUUGCCAUGAUCGUGCGAAUGGUUAAGGCUUUGAAACCAGAUAUCACAGUGAUUGUUGGGGACCUCACUGACUCUGAGGCAGAGAUAAUAAGGCCUGCUGUUGAGCCUCUUGGAGAGCUUAAUUCUCCUCUGGGAACGUACUUUGUGACGGGAAACCAUGAAUACUACACAUCAGAUGUUAGCAACUGGUUUGAGCUGUUAAAAUCUUUUAAGAUUCAGCCUCUCCACAAUGAAAAUGUGAAGAUUGUUUCACCGGAAAGCACUGAUGACUGGUUCUGCCUGGCUGGUGUUGAUGAUAUUGAGGCAGAUGUAUUGCGCUACUCAGGGCAUGGCAUGGACUUAAAAAAGGCUCUCAGAGGUUGUAGCAGUGAGCAUGCAAUAGUGCUGUUAGCUCAUCAGCCAAUGGCUGCAAAGUGGGCUCUUCAGGAGAGACCAGACAUAAAUCUAAUUCUCUCUGGUCAUACUCACGGAGGGCAGAUGUUCCCACUAAACGCUGGGGCUUAUUUUCUGAAUCCUUUCUUUGUUGGCUUGUACAAAGUUGGGCAGAACACCUUUGUCUACGUCAGCCCGGGGACAAUGUACUUUGGAAUACCCAUGAGAUUGGGCAGCAGAGCUGAAAUAACAGAGAUAAUUCUACGUUCUCCUUGAGGAGUUUCCCAUUUCAUGGAUUUUUGCCAUCCUUUUUAGUCUGUAUAUUGGCUUUUUCACUCUGAAAGAAAAUACUUCUUCAGGAAGGCGAUAGAAAUGUAUUGGGAUGGACUUGAGCAGGUUCUGUUAAGUCUGAGGAGAAAACGCUAUAUCUUCGGCCUAUGAAACAAAUCAGAGGGUGUGUAAAAAUACUCAAGAAAUUCCUUCUUUGAAUUCAUGAUUACUGACAUUCUACAUUUAAAGAUAACACGGUCACAGAGAUGAUGCAUGUUCUGUGCAUGUUUAUUGCGUGUCCUCCAGCUACUUCAUGAUUCUCUGCAUCAGGCAGUUGCCUUAUCAAAUCUCAGACUGGUGAGGUUGAUCUCUUGCAGUGAAAUCACACAUGCAUGCUUUGCAGGAGGGCCACAGAGUGUCCUCUGAAUAUCUAAAUUCCAGAAGUCUUAUGCUAACAAAAGUUAUGGGAAAGGAAUGGUUCUAUUUUCAUUUGAUUGCCUUUAGCCAUCUUUGAAGCAUGCUGAGGGUCUACCAGUCUGCGCUGCUCACCAAUGCAGGGAGGUGCCAACAUUAUUUCCUGAAACCCAAGUUUUCUUCCACUUGAGAUAUUGAGAGAGACUGAUAUUUAAGAAGAAAGUAGCUGUCUUUCUGCAGGCAUUUUCCUUAGAAUAACUGGGCAUUUAGUAAUUACUUUCUGAAAGCAGCUGUAAUAAAAGCAAAUGAAAAAUAAUCUCUUAAUUGGCAUCAUUUCUUUUGCUAUCUGAGCAUUCGCUACUUCCUGUUGUAAAGCACAAAGUCAGAAGUUGAGGUAUUCAGUCUCUUUUUUCCUCCUAAUUCAGUUUGUUGGUUUGUUUGUUUAUACUUAAUUUACCUUCUGUGAUUUUUCUUCUAUGAGAGUAUGGGAAUGUUACUUAGGAAACGUACAGAUAAGAUUCAAUGAGUUAAAGCUUGAACUCUGUGUAAGGUUUUAAUAUGUCAAGUAAGUGCUGUCUUCCUUAAAAGACUAAAGGCUUCUGCAGGUCAUUUCUUUGAUAUUUGCGUAUCAGUGGCCUGGUUGUCUGAUAAGCACAUAGCAGAAUAACCAACUGCUACAAGAUAUUGAGCAAUUUUCUCUCCAUCUUUCCUAGAUGAGCUUAACACAAACUAAAAUCACUCUGGGGAAUAUGAGAGAUCAGAAAAUCUUAAUACAAAUGUUCUUGUUCUCAUAGCUCCUACAAGAAAUGUAGGAUACAAAUGAAUGUGAGUAUAUUGCCUCUGAUGAAGCAGUUCUCUUCUGUACAACCUCCUCCCCUUCUGCUUCGGUGCAGCUCUGUGAAGCACCACAAGCAGCAGUGACUCUGGCACUGUCAUGGGCUUCGUAAACAAGAGGAGUUCUGUGUGAAAUUUUGAAGUCUCACUUCAUCCCUUGAGUCCUCCGAGAUGGAGUUUCUAACUACUGAGCCAUUUUUGUGUCCCCUUCUUCCCUAUAAAGGUCUUGCACUUUUACUUAUAAGAAUGUUGAGAAACACUGUUAAGGGCACGCUAGCAGAUGUAUUGUGCACUGGGAGCUUGAUGGAAAAGCUGGGCAAGUCAGUCCUCUUCAGUCUGAAAGCAGAAUGCCCAGCCUGCCAGGCUCUUCUACUUGUUGGAUCAGAUCCUUCUGUUUCCCAUCACCUGUAACUGUAGUUUUCUUCUUAACACAACAAUAUCUGUUUAAGUUUGUUGAAGCUUUCACAUGUAUUUAAUACCUACCCCCACCCAUGCUCUGUUCUUUCAGGAUUCUUUCCCAUCAGUGACACUGUGUGAAGUGGUCUGAAGUAGGGAGAAUCUCGAUAGCCUGUAACCCUCUGUCUGUUUAUCUAAAUGCCUUCAUUUAAAAGUUCUGCUCUGGAUUCAGUAACGUAGGAUGUUCCCUCUAGACCAGCAGUCCUGGUGUACAGAUUUUCACUUAAGAGUUACUGAGUUAAGAAGGCUAGUUGCUAGUUUCCUUAAGAGGAGGCUUUUGUAGGACUGUCUUUAGGUGCUGUUAUUGUCCCAAUGAGUUGCUAGUCUGAUUUUUAUUUUGUUUGCCCUGCUUUUUAUUCCAUUCCUCGUUCUGUCCAAAUGCAUGUGGAAACCUCCCUGCACUAGUCCUGCUGUCAUCAAGGUGCACAGAUAACUUUAGUGUAUGUGUGUGCUCCUCUAUGUAUCCUCUCAGGAACAGAUAUGGUCAUAUUAUCAUUUCAUAAAUGUAUUGAGUUCUUUCACUAUAGUUUAGUUCUUAUCUGGUUUUCUUUAAUUGCUUCUGAAAGCUUGGUUGCUUGAUGAUAAGUACAAUUUAAAAUGUUUCUUUCUGUGCCAAGAACACUUCAAACUUUACUCCUAUUCUUUUUGUCUUUUUAUUUUCAGUUACAUAUGGGAAGUAUCCUAGAUCAAUUGUCUUCUUGACAGCAUGAGGAAUUAAUCCUUUCUGAUAUCUCUCACGGCCAGAAAUCCCUAAUUGCCCUUCAAGGAUUUCUCUAUGCAUGUUCCAGUUUGACUUGGGUGCGUGUGAUUUAGACCUGUGUUCAGUAUUCAGAUGAAGGAACAAAAAACACACAAACCCAAACCUUUGCUGCUUAUUUUGUAUUUUUAAAAAUUCUUUUGUAAUUUUUUUUGGUGUAUGUAUUUGAUUGGUGAAUUUAUUUGAUUUGUAGAACUUAAUUAAAUGAAUAUGUAUUUCAUCCUACAGAAGGCCAGUUCAUUUGGGGCAUUGGAUGUGGGCAGAGUUAAUCACUGCCAGAGUAGUACCAGAAUAAUAUUUAUUACGGUAUAUAAUCAGUGGAGAGAGGAUUUGGAAACAUGUAAAUUGUUGUAUAACAAAUGCUUUAAAUGUUGGAAUUUAAUAAAACUUUAUUUACUUAGCAAGAA
Molecule: messenger RNA, 4678 nt
Organism: Coturnix japonica (Japanese quail)
Lineage: Eukaryota; Metazoa; Chordata; Aves; Galliformes; Phasianidae
Source: RefSeq, a predicted model, not a curated record